AUGCGUUCAAACGCCCCACUGGGCCUCUUGGCUGCCGUAUCGGCGGUUUCGGCCUUUCCGACGCUGCACACCAGCAGUGGUGAUGCUCUUGUCAGGUUCUUUGAGAAAAGAGCAAACACUCUAAACUUUACAGUCUCAUCUGAAGCCUCAAUCAUCUAUCCCAGCGACGCGGAAUGGGAAAACGACACGGCCCGUUGGUCUACGUGGAGUGCCCCUACCUACAGCGUUGCCUUCCUUCCCGCUACAGAACAAGACAUCACUACAAGUCUUCAAUACUUGACUGGAAACAACAUUUCCUUCUUGGCACAAUGUGGAGGUCAUGGAAAUACUGUCACGUUUGAGACUGUGCGAGAUGCCGUUGUGAUCAACAUGGAGAACUUUAACGACAUCACAUUGCACGAUGACAACACAAUCACUGCUGGUGGUGGCGCAAUCUUCGGAGAUGUUUACCCAGUGGCGUACAAUGGUGGUAGAGAAUUGCCCCUCGGAUCUUGCCCAUGUGUUGGUGUCGGCGGCGCCAGCAUUGGAGGCGGUCAUGGUCGACUGCAAGGUGAAUAUGGACUCAUUAUUGAUGUCAUCAGCAAACUCCGGGUGGCGCUCUGGAACGGCACCAUCAUCGAUGUAUCUGCCGAAGAGAACGAGGAUCUCUUCUGGGCCAUGCGCGGAGCAGGCCACAACUUUGGUAUUGUCCUCGAGUACACCUUUGAGACGUUUCCUCUACAAAACGACGGCCAAAACUACAACGGUGAUAUGACUUUUACACUUGACUCCCUAGAGGGCGUUCUGGGAGCCAUCAACGACCUGAUUCCUGACCAAGAUCCUGGCCUGGCAAUGGACUUUUUCAUCACCUACAAUGAGACGACUGCUACUCCGGGUAUACUACUAAACAUUGUCUACCAUGGAACCCUAGAAGAGGGACAGGCUUUCGCCUCCCGCUUCGACUCAUGCAAUGAAACCGGCAUCGAGCAGCUUACCAAGAACGAGACAAUGGUGCCAUGGACCGACGUUCCCACCGCCGCUGCCCACGGCGCCAUUGUCGAGGCUUGCACUGAAGGUCUCAGCUACGACGUGUACACGGUCAACACGAAGCUGUUCGACAUUGCCCAGCAGCGCGAGAUGGCCGACUCGUACGUUGAGUUCGUCGAGGGGAACCCUCUGGCCGCGCACUCGAUCCUCUUUUACGAGAUCUUCCCACAGCAGGGCGUGCUCGCCGUCGACCCCGACAGCACCGCCUUUGGCAACCGCCAGUACGGCAACAUUCUCAUGCUCAUUCAGGGCACCUACUCCGACGCCAGCGUCGCCGCGGCCUGGCAGGACUGGGCGGGCCCGUGGCGCGACCAGCUGUGGGACCCCGAGCACUCUGGCUACCCCGUCGAGUCCGUCUAUAUGAAUUAUGCCCGGGGCGACGAGCCUCUCACAGCCCAGUACGGCUACGAGCCCUGGCGUCGCGAGCGCCUUGCGCAGCUCAAGGCCAAGUACGACCCCUAUGGCUUCUUCAACCACUACAACUCGGUCCUUGGUAACUGGGACUCGGCCAACUAG
Pestalotiopsis fici W106-1 is the source of this 1542-nucleotide messenger RNA. RefSeq lists its product as uncharacterized. The transcript has 4 exons. Bases 1 to 1542 code for a protein of 513 amino acids. Gene Ontology annotation, molecular function: oxidoreductase activity; FAD binding. Lineage: Eukaryota; Fungi; Ascomycota; Sordariomycetes; Amphisphaeriales; Sporocadaceae. The record is from RefSeq and is a predicted model, not a curated record.